Molecule: messenger RNA, 661 nt
Organism: Motacilla alba alba
Lineage: Eukaryota; Metazoa; Chordata; Aves; Passeriformes; Motacillidae
Gene: NKX2-3
Product: NK2 homeobox 3
Exons: 2
Coding region: 149-661 (170 amino acids)
Source: RefSeq, a predicted model, not a curated record
UAAUGGAGGCAACUUAGACAGAAGCAGGCGCGGCCCCUCGUCUCUCGGCGCUGCCUGCUCCCCCCGCACCGGGCGCGGCGCUCCCCGCCGAGCAGCCGCCCGAGCGCCGCCGGGCCCGCGGGACUGCCUGGCCGCUUGCGCUGCCCCGAUGAUGUUACCGAGCCCCGUCACCUCCACACCCUUCUCUGUCAAAGACAUCCUCAACCUGGAGCAGCAGCAGGACCCGCACUAUGGGGCCCAGCUCCCGCACCACCUGGAGCACCACUUCCACCCCGCUGCCUGCCUGCUGGCGGCCGCCGACGGCGCCCGCUUCUCCGACGGCGAGGAGGAAGAGGAGGAGGAAAAGCUCUCCUACCUGAGCCCCAUGGCAGCGCCCGGCAGCCAGGCGGACGCGCGGAUCUCCGCCGACAACUACGUUCACGCCGUGCUGCGUAGCUCCUGCGAGGCUCCCGAAAAAGCAGGGACCAGGAGCUUGCAGCUCAAGCCAGGGAGCAGAGGAUGGGCACAGCACACAACCAGGAGGACCCAGGCUGCAGAGCAGUGGCUGUGGCUGCUCUGUGCCAGGGACAUCCAGACCUGCCAGGCAGCCAUCAAAAAUCCCACAGGUGGUCAUUCAGCUUCCCUCACCACCCUGAGGAACCAGGGCAAGAGAGAUGUGUAG